AUGGAGAGACAUAAUACACUUAUACCUGUUGUUGCAUCGCUUGCGGUCGGUGCGGUUGCUGCGCUGUCAUUGCACCGUGUAUAUGUUUGCCACCUGAAACAAAUAAGUAGAGCAUCAGACAUCCCACCGUCGUCUAUGCGCAAGCGUUGGCUAUAUGGGCAUGUUACUUCCGUGGGUGAUGGUGACAACUUCCACCUGUAUCAUCUUCCAGGUGGAUUACGGGCUGGUUGGGGGUGGUUGCGAGAAGUUCCUUUAAAACACUCCCAAGUCAGAGGCCAAACCAUAUCCGUUAGGUUGUGUGGUAUUGAUGCCCCAGAGAGAGCACAUUUUGGGAAACCCAAGCAGCCAUACAGUGAAGAAGCUCUUAUCUGGUUGAGAAAAUACAUCUUACAUAGGUAUGUCUAUGUGAAACCACUGCGACUUGAUCAAUAUGGUCGUGUUGUCGGACGUGUAAUGGUUUGGACAUGGCUAGGUUGGCGAGAUGUGGGUGAAGAAAUGCUUAAAUGUGGCCUUGCAACACUUUAUGAGGCCCAAUCAGGUGUGGAAUUUGAUGGGCGGGAAAGAAUAUACCGAAAAAGAGAACAAAAUGCAAGAAGGAAAAAACUAGGUCUCUGGAAAGAUUUUGGUAAGAAAAUAUUCGAAACUCCCAGAGAGUACAAGACUAAAUAUAGUAGCGGUAAAUGA
Messenger RNA from Pichia kudriavzevii, 684 nucleotides. RefSeq lists its product as uncharacterized. The transcript has a single exon. The record is from RefSeq and is a predicted model, not a curated record. Bases 1 to 684 code for a protein of 227 amino acids. Gene Ontology annotation, cellular component: mitochondrion; cytoplasm. Lineage: Eukaryota; Fungi; Ascomycota; Pichiomycetes; Pichiales; Pichiaceae.